Molecule: messenger RNA, 1024 nt
Organism: Phytophthora infestans T30-4
Lineage: Eukaryota; Oomycota; Peronosporomycetes; Peronosporales; Peronosporaceae
Exons: 1
Coding region: 186-638 (150 amino acids)
Source: RefSeq, a predicted model, not a curated record
UGCUGGCCACGACACACACAGACAAAAGAGCCCUCCGGUCGCACGUGUCCGUUCCGCUCGGGCCCGCCGCUGCUAGUCCAAACAGAGAAGCAAUCCAUCGCAGACCCCGCGUGGCCGUGCAGUCAGAGCACAGGGAGUGUGACAGGGAGAAAGAGAGAGCUAGGAGCAAAGCGAUCAGAGCAGGGAUGGAGAUCGCCAAGAACGUUCGCGACUUCCUCGUCGGCAUGAAGGAGACGCUGUCCCCCGAGGAAGACCAGUUGCUCUCAAGCCUGCAGACGCUGCACGAGCAGUACCUGAAUAUCAUGGAUGACUUCUCGCUGCAGGUUUCGGAAAAGGCUCUGAGCAUGAGCCCCGAGGCGCGGCAGAAGGCACACCAGCUGCGUCUCAAGAUCUACCAGGACUGGCGCGCCAAGCUGAUGGAGCGCGUGUUCGACAACUCGAAGGAUAUCGCGUCGGCCGAAGACGCGGAGAUGCACGCGCCUGGGUGUGACUGCUGCUUCUGCGAGCUCACGCGGUGGUUGAGUAGCUACGAGGCCGUGACGACCGAGUACAUCCAAGUGAGCACCCGGGCUAAGAAUCCGGAGAACGACGGUGGCGAGGACAUCGUUUUCGAGAUGCCGGACUUCCUGACCACUUAGGUGGUGCGUAGUCGGGCACGCCAAGCUAGUUAGGGAUUUCUCGGCAGCGAGUGCGCCGGGAACGCCCGCGGAUCUCGUGUGGAACGAAGAGAAGGACUGCAUCGCGAGAUGGGGACCGACCCAGCGCCUCGGGGAGGCUGCGGAGCAGUACAAUACAUGGAACUACUACAACAAGAAGAGGCGCUUGCGCGGCGCCGCGAUCGUGGAAGUCGCGGCGGCCCCGGCGCGAGCGAGAGGGUGUGUGUGUGGAACAAUAGAAGUGCUCCGACUGCGUCUUCGCCGUCACCGGAAGCGCGUGCAUUACAGUCGGUAGUGGUAUUAUGAUCCCCCCGCCUCGGUGCGCAGGUUUAUAAGCAAGAUUAUAAGUACAAAGGGCUCAUUUGAAU